This is a messenger RNA of Penicillium subrubescens, 2670 nucleotides long. It is a transcript of the gene exg2, whose product is annotated as putative exo-beta-1,3-glucanase. Lineage: Eukaryota; Fungi; Ascomycota; Eurotiomycetes; Eurotiales; Aspergillaceae. The transcript has 3 exons. Gene Ontology annotation, biological process: glucan catabolic process. Gene Ontology annotation, cellular component: cell surface; extracellular region. The record is from RefSeq and is a predicted model, not a curated record. The coding region runs from base 1 to 2670 and encodes 889 amino acids. Gene Ontology annotation, molecular function: beta-glucosidase activity.
AUGCCGGGUGAAUCACGCAGCCGGGACCGCCACGGCGGGCGCGAGCGCGAGCGAGACCGGGCACGCGAGCGCGAACGAGAGCGCCGACGAGAACGUGAUCGCGAGCGCGAAUAUAUCCGCGGCCACUACGAUGAAGACAACGAAGGCGCGGCGUCUAGCCCUGGCCAGGCACGUGGCAAAUACAGAUUCCGCGGGGAAGAGGGCUACGAGUCUUACGAUAAUGGCGAGCGGGGUGGGAGUGACUAUGAUGAGCGGCGAAGACGGGAGAGACGGGAGAGGAGACGGCAGCGUGAGCGUGAGGAGGAGAGGGGGUAUAGUGAUGCUAAUGCUGUGGAGGGACGGCGGAGGGAGAGGGAGAGAUCUAAAGCGAAAGAGUCACCUGCUACAUCACCGAUUAAAAAGCGGGAUCGCGAACGAGAUCGGGAUGGAUAUCGUCGGCGCCGGGAUAUUGAGGACCAGGGGAGUCCGGCGAAGGAUGUAAGGGAGAGACGGCAUAAGACACGUGGAGAGGAAAGCGAGAAGGAACGGGAGAGAUCGCGGGAUGUUGUUGAGUCUGAAGCUCGACGGCAACGACGGAAAGCUCGUGAAAGGGAGGAGCGGCGCGAUCGUGAAUGGGAGCGAGAAGCUGCUGCUGCGGCGGCUGUUGCUAGUAAGCAUCGGAGUACGGAGUCGACGAGCAGUGCGUCUCAUUUGCUUAGUGCCGAUGCAAUGGCGCGAUUAGCGUCUGAGCAUGAGGAUGGUGAUCGGCGCGAAAGAUCUCGAGAUGAGGAUGAGGCGAGACGUGAGCGGCGACGACAAAGGAAAAAGGCCGCAUUGGCUGGUGCAGGAGUUGCUGCUGCGGGUGCUCUUGCUGCAGAUGUGGCCGAGGGGAGAUCAAGGCAUAAGUCUGGAGCUCGUGUUGUCUCCGGCGCAUACCUGGAAGAAGGGAGGAGUCCUGAAAUGAAGAUGCGUCGCCGUGGAGGAGGUGGGCCUGCGAUGGAGGAUGAUUGGAAACAUGAAGAUAGCUGGGAAGGCAGUCAUGACAGCGGCGAUCAACAGCCAAAGUGGAAGUUUUGGGCCUCUUGGUCGAAAAAGAAGCGGCUGGUCGUUGGAGGUAUAGUUGGUGUGCUGUUGCUGCUGGCUAUUAUCAUCCCCGUCGCUGUGCUGGAGGCGAAUAAGAACAGUGGUUCGGACUCUUCGAGCAGCUCGUCCAGUUCAGGUUCAUCUAACUCGAAUCUCGAUGGGAUCAGCCGAGAUAGCAUUCCGUCUUAUGCCCAAGGUACGGUCCUUGAUCCAUUUACUUGGUACGAGACCGAAGGGUUCAAUGUCACUUUCACCAAUGAGACUGUUGGCGGCUUGUACAUCAUGGGCCUCAACUCAACAUGGGAUGACUCUGCCAGGGCAAACGCGAAUGUCCCACCUUUGAACCAAAAAUUCCCAUAUGGUUCACAACCAAUCCGCGGUGUUAACCUCGGUGGAUGGCUCUCCAUCGAACCCUUCAUCACACCAUCUCUAUUCGCGGGGUACUCCUCCAGUGUCAUCGACGAAUGGACGCUCACAACGCAGCUGGGCUCCGCUGCAGCAACAACGAUUGAGAAGCACUAUGCAACUUUCCUCUCCGAAUCAGACUUUGCCGAGAUCAAAGACGCUGGAAUCGACCAUGUCCGCAUCCCAUAUUCUUACUGGGCCGUGACAACCUACGACGGCGACCCCUAUGUUGCCAAAAUAUCCUGGCGCUACCUUUUGCGCGCGAUCGAGUAUUGUCGCAAAUAUGGAAUUCGCGUGAAGCUGGAUCUUCACGGUCUUCCUGGCAGUCAGAAUGGAUGGAAUCACAGUGGCCACCAAGGGAAAGUCGACUGGAUAGAGGGGACAAAUGGUGCCUUGAACCGAAAGCGAUCGCUGGAAGUUCACGACCAACUGUCCCAGUUUUUUGCACAGGAUCGUUACAAGAAUAUUGUGACAAUCUAUGGCCUGGCCAAUGAACCUCUCAUGCUCUCGCUUCCUGUCGAGAAGGUUCUAAAUUGGACUCAAGAAGCGGCGGAGCUUGUUCGCAAAAAUGGAGUUGAAGCGGCGAUAGUCCUCCAUGACGGAUUCCUUAACCUCGACAAGUGGGAUAACAUGUUCAAGGAUCAUCCUGACAACAUGUACCUCGACACCCAUCAAUACACCACCUUUAACACCGGCGAAAUCGUCCUCAACCACACCGCCAAGAUCCAAAUCAUCUGCAACAGCUGGUACUCUAUGAUCAAGAAUAUCAACAGCACCAGCACUGGAUGGGGUCCCACAAUCUGCGGCGAAUGGUCCCAAGCCGACACCGACUGCGCCCAAUACCUCAACAACGUCGGCCGCGGUACCCGCUGGGAAGGAUCCUACGACACCAGUUCAUCAACCGCAUACUGUCCCACCGCCGACGCAGGGACAUGUAGCUGCAAUAAUGCCAACGCCGACGUUGCCGAUUACUCGGACGAGUACAAAAAGUGGCUUCAAACUUACGCCGAAGCUCAGAUGUCUGCUUUCGAGACCGCGCAGGGUUGGUUCUACUGGACGUGGCGGACAGAGUCUGCGGCGCAGUGGAGUUAUCGUACGGCGUGGAAGAAUGGGUUUAUGCCGAAGAAGGCUUAUUCGCCUUCUUUUAAGUGUGGAGAUACUGUGCCUGAUUUCGGGACUUUGGGUUUGCCGGAGUAUUAUUGA